Messenger RNA from Solanum tuberosum (potato), 561 nucleotides. RefSeq names its product probable disease resistance RPP8-like protein 2. Gene Ontology annotation, biological process: defense response to other organism. Lineage: Eukaryota; Viridiplantae; Streptophyta; Magnoliopsida; Solanales; Solanaceae. The record is from RefSeq and is a predicted model, not a curated record. Bases 1 to 561 code for a protein of 186 amino acids. The transcript has a single exon.
AUGGCAUUGUUUUCGGAAGACUAUGAGAUUCCAGUGUCGAAUUUGACGAUGUGGUGGAUGGCUGAAGAGUUUGUACUAAAUGUAGACAAAGAGAAUAUGGAGGAAGCAUCUAGAAUGUGUUGGAAGGAUCUACUUAACAGAAGCCUAGUAAUGGUCUUUCAUUGGAGUUCUAAUGCUGACAUAAAAUACUGCAUCCUUCAUGAUGUAGUGCGGGAGUUUUGCUUGAGAAAACUUACUGAAGAAAAGUUUAUGCAACUCAUAGUGCCAUACAAUCCAUAUCAACAGUUGUAUUCCAAGGAACCACGGUUAAGCAUUUAUAUUCAUACUAAUCUUGUUAAACAAUUAGAUCAUUCUGGUUAUCAGUUGGAUAAGAUUCCAAUGCUUGAGUCCAACAAAACAGAGUUCUUUGGUGAAUGUCCCAUGUCGUCAUUGGAGUUCAUUGCUCAUCCAAGAUUCAACACAUGGAACAAAUCAAAUCCUUUACAUUUACUUGUUAAACUAAGACUUGUUCAGGUGUUGGUUGCAUUUUCCAUAUGCAAAGCUUCCAAGUUCUUGGCCUAG